UAUCAUUACAACCGGAUAUGUCCUGUCCUACCCUCGUUGUUAUCGGGGCAUUCAACGUUGGGUGAAGUACUCAAGUGAAGAUAGAUUAUAUUGCCUUGUGGUGUUGGGAGACGUCAAAUGCACCGAUGGUCCACGACAGUAUGGUUGGGUUCUCCGUCGUCUGGAUAUUCUUGUUCAUUGGAAGAGCACAGACAGACACCUUUGUUGGUGUGGAUUUUCCUGGCUUUUGUAAGCAGACAUGUUCAGCUUCAUGCCAAACAGAGUUCCAAGCCACAUCCACUCAUUUCUGUAACUGUGACGAGCCCUGUCCUCGCUUUGGUGAUUGUUGCAUCGGCUAUUUUGAGACCUGCCUAAACCUACAAACAGAUAAUGACAUCAUAUCAUUCUUGUAUGACAUCAAACGGAAUCUACAGUCACCCCGUGUCAGCUACAAUGAUGUUGGUAGAGCUGCUAAAUACUCGACUUGUAUGACGCUUCAUGCCACUGAAGUCAUAUCUAUAUAUAUGAUCAGCAAAUGUCCUGUAGAGUUUAACAACGACAUCGUCAGGGACAAGUGCGAGGGAAACGCCUACCCGUUUGAUGACCCCGUCACCAACAGAUGGAACCUUUAUGAGAUAUUCUCCAGCAUUUUCUGCGCCAUGUGUCAUAAUAUUCCCAGGCGAGAUAUGGUGGUAUGGAACUCCACCUUACGCUGUCCAGAUUCCACCCAACCAAUAACUAUGGAUUUCAUCACCAGCAGACCACCACCGUUCACGGUUUGUAGGACUCGUGUUGAGUACCACACUUCCUCGAAGAUACGUCGUUGUAAUACAGAAGAACCUGCUGCCUCAUGCGAUACGAACAGCACAGGGUACGGUUCCCUGUCUUCAAGGGAACUAAAUCUGUUGUGUCACAGCUAUAUCACCAGCGUAGCGGACGGAAGUAGUCGUGUCUACAGAAACCCCCACUGUAUGGCAUGCAGUACAAACAGGACUUUCACAGAGGAGUUAAGAUGUUAUCUUCAUUACGUUUCUGCAGGUGGAAUCCCUGGAAACAUAAUUGAAUAUAGUAAGAAUAUUUCACCUAUGGACAUGUCCUACAUCUUCUACAGCCAAUCUGGAGCAAUAGUUUCAGAACCUAUUCUUUGUUAUGACAAUCAAACCGGGAAUGGCAUCCUCAAAACAUGUGAAGAUAGGGUAUGUUCGAAUUCUACUUUGAUACGUGAUGAGUGUUUUUAUGUUAAAAAUGUACAAAAUUCCUUCGAAAACAAAAACUUGAUCCUUAAACUGCAACUUGAUACGACCGAGGAGACACCAGAUCUUUCAAGGGUGUUUCAAGGCAUAAGGUCAUCCAUGACAAUGGCCAUAAUAAACACAGGAGACAAACAUGGCCUCCACGUGAACAACCGAAGCAUUAGAAUAGUAUAUGCUGCUUUAACGCCUUUGAAAACGAAUAUGAGUGACUUUGUUUACAAAAUUGAUUUUGAAGUGGACAUUGAUUCAAUGCUGUCGGAUGCCAUACGACUGUUACAUAUAGCCCUUUUACAGUAUAGACACACAGACUCAAUCGAUGUAACGCUUGGCAAGAUGGUGAUGUCUAAUGUACAUGACAUUGACACCGUGGAAUGUUCAGCUGGUGAAAAGACUGUAUUCAAAAAUAUGCCAGUAGUGGAGUCUGGUGGCAAACUGUAUGGUAUGUUUGCAAAGUCCAGCAUGCUGGUUGAUCUGGAGCAGGGAGUCUACUCAGUCCUACUUAGCCACCAUUACGGAGUUUUACAUCUACAGGAAUUUGUCUUGUGUCUGUCUGAGGCGGAAAACACGUAUCUCAAUCACCCCACAAAAUCCAGGCUUGACGACUGUCAGACGGUCGCUUUCACCGAGAGCGAAUAUAAGCUGACAGAGCAUGACCAACUGAAGCUGAAUAAAAAUGGUCAUGUAAUAUCAAAAGGUCAGUACAUAAUUAAGGGCGAUGUUGCACAUGUAUGUACAGAUGUUUUAAAAUCUCUUCUAGCCACCGUGCAGGCGGACCACAUGGCUCAUGGGACGAGACUGUACAAAACAAUAUCCCUUGCGAUUGCUCUUGCCUGUGUGAGUUUAUCUCUCUGCACAAAACUGAUACAGAAAGACUAUGAAGAGAAACACAAUAAGUUCCAACUAUGCUUAAUCUCCUGUUUAAUCAUAGCCUUCGCCUUAGAUUUGUUAGAACAUGAGCCAGAUUCAUUAACAGGGUUGUCAGUGUCAGCUUUACAACAUUUCGUAUGGUUGUUAGUCUUCAUGACCCAUAUGCUCCACGUUUUUUGCCUGCUAGAGAAAGCCCUGAACUUGUUCAAAGACACCAAAACCAAACCUCGCUGGCUGCUUCUUUUAAUUGGGUGCAUUUUGAUAGCAUUGAUCGUGGUUGUUGUGUGCCUAGUCCUUGAGAAAGAACAUUCUACGUUGUACGUUGGGUACGGCCAGGGUCGAGUCGUGCGUUGGAUGGGCAGUUGGCAAGCACAGCUGGUGUCCUACGUUUUGCCUGUAGGAGUGAUGUCACUUACAACAUCAGCCUGUCUAGGCUACACCUUGUGGUACUGCUGGAGACUCAGUCACAGAUACGACUCGCUGAAAGGAAGACUCUGCUGUCGAUGUCAGAAUGAUGUCCUACUUACCCUUCUGCUGGUUCUCCUCGCUUCCUGUGGGGUCAGUGCUGAGUAUACCCGUAUCAAUGCCCUCGAAGAACUGUAUUAUACAAUGCAUAUUGUGAUGGCGUUCUUCCUGGUCCACACGCUCGUCGUAACAAACAUGGUCAUACAUCCGUGCACUCUGUCCACCGGUCGCGAAGCAGCCAACUUUGAUGCUAUUCCUUCUGGGAGAACCUCCCCCGACCUUACACAUGCUCAAGUGUUUACUAUUCCAACAGGUAAAACAGUAAGUGAGUGAGUGAGUAUAUUUCCCCCCGCUUUUAGCAAUACUCAUGCAAUAUUACUGCAUGGAACAACAGAAACGGGCUACACAUAUGUCCCCCAACAUGGUGAAGCCGUAGGCGCUUUAUAUACAUAUAUGUCCUUGUUGGAAAUAGGGUUACCCUGUGAGUUAAAUUUGGUCUUCAGCAACCCAUUGUAAGAGGCGACUAACGGGAUCGGGUGGUCAGGGUCCCUGACUUGGUUGACGCAUGUCAUCGACUUAGAUCGAUAAUCAUGAUAUCAACCACUUGAUUGGCUGACCCUACCUCGAUUACUGUACAAACCGCAGUCACUUUGCUGGUAUAAUGUUCCAAACUGCAGUGAGUGAGUGAGUUUGGUUUUACGCCGCUUUUAACAGUAUUCCAGUUAUAUCACGGCGUGUCAGCCUUAUGUGGGAGGAAAGCCCGAAGUGAUGCGGGUCUCAGACGAUUACCAC
Molecule: messenger RNA, 3356 nt
Organism: Haliotis rufescens (red abalone)
Lineage: Eukaryota; Metazoa; Mollusca; Gastropoda; Lepetellida; Haliotidae
Exons: 2
Coding region: 126-2897 (923 amino acids)
Source: RefSeq, a predicted model, not a curated record